Messenger RNA from Antechinus flavipes (yellow-footed antechinus), 4369 nucleotides. RefSeq names its product proline and serine rich 1 (gene PROSER1). The coding region runs from base 94 to 2919 and encodes 941 amino acids. The transcript is spliced from 13 exons. Lineage: Eukaryota; Metazoa; Chordata; Mammalia; Dasyuromorphia; Dasyuridae. The record is from RefSeq and is a predicted model, not a curated record.
UCAUACCUCCACUGUAGCUACUUAACAAAGCGGAGUAGCGCGAGUACGAAUGCUUUGUUGAAAAACUAACUACGUCUUAAGACCGCAGUCAAGAUGGAUAAAAAGUCCUUUGAAACGGUGCUGGAUGAAAUUAGAAAGGCUGUUUUGACAGAAUAUAAAUUAAAAGCAAUUGAAUAUGUGCAUGGAUACUUCUCUAGUGAACAGGUAGUUGAAUUGCUGAGAUACUUUUCUUGGGCUGAACCCCAGCUGAAAGCAGUGAAAGCAUUACAACAUAAAAUGGUGGCUGUCCCUGCAGCAAAAGUGGUCAACAUCCUCAACUGUUUCACCUUCAGCAAAGAUAAGCUGAUUGCCCUUGAACUGUUAGCUUCGAACAUUGUUGAUGCACAGAAUUAUCGCCUUAUUGAAGAUCUUUUUAGGAUCAACAUGUCUGAAAAGAAGCGGUGUAGGAGAAUUCUUGAGCAGGCUUUAAAGGGAGGUUGUAAAGCUCCUCAUGCCAUGAUAUCUUCUUGUGGAAUGAUUCCUGGCAACCCAUAUCCUAAAGGGAAACCCAGUCAGAUAAAUGGAACUUUCCCAGGAUUCCCUAUCAAAAAAGAUGGAGAAGAUUGUACAAACGAGGGCAAAGGAAUAGCUGCACGAAUACUUGGCCCAUGUAAACCAGCUCCUGCAACAUAUAAUCCACAUAAACCUGUUCCAUAUCCUAUACCCCCCUGCCGACCUCAUGCAACUAUUGCACCAAGUGCUUAUAACAAUGCGGGUUUGGUACCACUGGCUAAUGUCAUAGCUCCAGGAGUCCCACCUCCACCUCCAUAUACCCCUAACCCAGUGGCAACAGAAAAUGAGGAACUUUCUAAUCCAUCAAAACCUCAAAAUCCAACAUUUUCUUCACACUCAAAUCAGCUUUUUUCUCCUCAUUGUUCCAAUCCUUCAACACCUGUUGCUACUCCAGUCCCUACUCCCUCUCCAGUGAAGGCAGCAAAUCAUCCAUCAGCACCAGCAACGCCAGUCAUUUCUGGGAUGAACUCAUCUACUCCUGUCCUUCCUGUGUUCCCAGGACAGGCCUCUGCUGCAAACCAUACACCUCAGUCAUCAAAUCUGACAUCAACUGUCAUCAAAACCAUUUCCCUACCCACUGUCCCUGUUACAUCUGUACUUAGCACCACAUCGGCCCCUAUCCCCACAGUUUUUUCUGGUUUGACUCCUAUGUCAGGUCUUGCAACUGCUCCUCCUCCUGCCCCACAGGGGUCUGCUCCACCCUGUGUCCCUCCUGUUCCCAAUGAAGCAUUUGCUUCUGCUUCUGCUCCUGCUCCUGCUCCUGCUCCUUUUAACAGCCUCCCUUUUCCUGCUACUUCUACAUCUGUUUCUACUAAUAACCUUAAUCCUGCUCCAUUGUCAUCAGUUUUUGCAGGGCUUCCUUUGUCCUUAACACCCACUCCCCAAGUGGUAUCCAGCCCAGCUCCCUCUGUAAUUGCUGGUGGUCCUGCUACCAGUCUUCCUGGGCUGAAUAAUCCGAUUCUGUCCGUCUUAAAAGGAUUUCUGACAUCAAAUGAUACAACUUCAAUCAACUCUUCUGCUUUGGCGUCAUUAUCUUCUCUCACUAAUCAAAACUCUGAUACUCCCACUCCAUCCGUUAACAAGUGCUAUACACCAUCAGCUACGCCUACUCCCCAAAGGUCUGCCACUCCAGGCAUGGCCAUAUUCCCAGGUCUUUCCUCUCCUUCCGUGGCCAACCCAAGUUCCACUCCCCCUUCCUUGCCAGCACAAUCUUCUUUAGUCACUUCCUCGUCAUCAUCAAUAGCACUCCCAGUUAGUGGUGGUUCCUCAACUUCUCUUUUGCAUGGCCCCCACCCAGGUAAUCCCGAACUGCAGAUCCCAGCUACCCCUGUGGUCACAAGCAUUCCUGUCAUGGUAAAAACUGAGCCUACAAGCCCUACUCCUUCAGCUUUCAAAGGCCCAUCCCAUCCUGCUAAUCCGACUCAUAGCACUUUAGGCCUAUCAGCAGCAUUAGGUCGGGCAUUUACUUCAGCAGCAGCGUCAGUGCCAGUUAGUUUAUCCACUUGCCUUAAUCCAACUUUAUCAGGCCUUUCCUCCUUGAGUGCUCCCCUAAAUGGUUCUACACCUCUUUCUUUGACCCCUCAUGGUUCCUCCACACCAAUUGCUCCUGUGUUUACUGCUCUUCCUCCUUUCACUUCUUUGACCAAUAACUUUCCUCUUGCUGGCAACCCAGCACUUAAUCCUUCUGUCUCUCUCCCAGGGUCAUUAAUAGCCACUCCCUCUACAACUGCCUCCUCCACAUCGGUCCCUCAUCCCACUUCUACUGCAGCUGUGAUCUCAGGCCUUACAGCCUCCGCCCCUGUUUCAGCAGCACCUUUUCCCCUCAACUUAUCUACAGCUGUUCCAUCCCUUUUCUCUGUUCCACAAGGGCCUCUACCAUCUUCAAACCCAUCUUACCAUGGCUUCCCUGUCUCCAACACUCCAACAGUUACUCCUGCACUCCCUUCCUUCCCGGGGUUCCAAGCAUCAUCUACAGUAGCAGCAGCUGCACCAUUGCCAGCAGCUGCUACAGCUCCAUCACCAGCUCCGGUCUUGCCAGGAUUUGCAUCUGCAUUUAGUUCCAAUUUCAACUCUGCACUUGUGGCACAAGCUGGAUUGUCGUCUGGACUUCAAGCAGCUGGAAAUUCUGUUUUUCCUGGACUUUUGUCACUCCCAGGAAUACCUGGAUUUUCCCAGAACCCUUCACAAUCUUCAUUGCAGGAACUGCAGCACAAUGCAGCUGCACAGUCGGCUCUUUUACAGCAGGUACAUUCAGCUUCAGCUUUGGAGAGCUAUCCUACUCAGCCUGAUGGAUUUCCUAGUUAUCCUUCAGCACCUGGAACCCCAUUUUCACUGCAGACUGGACUUUCCCAAAGUGGGUGGCAGUGAAUAUAAAUUUUAAAUCAUUUUUUGUUUUGUUUUGUUUUCUCCCUCCUAUGGAAGAAGACCAAAAUGAUUUCCUAGUUAUCCUUCAGCACCUGGAACCCCAUUUUCACUGCAGACUGGACUUUCCCAAAGUGGGUGGCAGUGAAUAUAAAUUUUAAAUCAUUUUUUGUUUUGUUUUGUUUUCUCCCUCCUAUGGAAGAAGACCAAAAUUGUUUAAGGACUGUGGUGAACACCCUGGCGAAAAAAGAAGUUGGGGAGAAGUCAGAAAAUGAGAAUCAGGAUUACUUUGGGGAAAUUGGAGUGUUUCAGAGAAUUAAAUUGUAGCUUCAAUUUUUCUUUAUAGCAGUUUUAAGUAUGGACAUUUUCCCAUGUAAAUAGGACUAACAAAUCAUAUGGGAAACAAUAUUACAAAAGUGUUCUGUAUUUAUCAGCUCCCAUGCUAUGAAAUUUUGGUAUGUGUGAUCUGUAUAGAAAGAAUGAUAAAGAGGAGAUUGGAUUCUUUACAACCGAAUACAGCCUUAAAUCUUCCUGUGAUUUCGCUUGACAUCAUGUAAUAGUUGUGCCUAGGGAUUAAAGGUUGCAUGUGGCCCUUAGGGUUUUCCCUUAGUAUGCAUGAGUAGUUCCUAUUAGUAUCAAUAGGAACUCAGAGUGUAUACAUGAAGGGGACUUAAGACUCCUUCCUGAUACCUUUCCUUCCCCAUUCUUUUCCCUGCCCCAAUAGUUUUUAAAUACUAAUAUGAAAUGUCUUGCACAUACUGCUGAACUGAACUGAAGAAUAUAUUUUGGACAAGGAAAAACUAGAAAAAUGGUGCUUACUCUGGUCAUUAGAAUGACUAUUUCAGGUAUUUUGAGUAAAAUUAUACUUCUAGGCAUGCUUUCUUACAGAAAUACAUCUGAAUCUGUAAUAAUUUGCCUUCAGGAUAUAUUUCUUAACAAUAGAGGUGACAGCAUUUGUACAAAUAAUAACAAUUGACUGGUAUGUAGGCCAUCUCUCUUGUUUGUUGUACUGGAAAUCUUUGGUGAAUGUUUACAAUCAUGGGAUUUAGUAUUUCUCUUUGAAAGACAUCAUGCUUAAAUACUGAAAAAAUGAUAUGGCAGCAUAUAGAAAAGAUUUGCUUUGUUAGUGAAAUGCAGUGUGCACUCUAUUUUGUACCUGUGGUAGUGUAACACAUGAUUGAAAAUCAUUUGUUUAAGAAAGCUCUCUCUCUACCAGAUUUUAGAGAGACUGGUUUCCAAUCUUGUGAUUACAAGUGUGAACUAUAGAAAAUCUACUGUAGAACAUUUCAGCACCUAGAGGUUUUACUUUUUUAAAGAUGGUCUUGGAUGGAAGAUGUUGCUAAUGUAUUUUCCUUUAAACAGGGGAACAAACUUUUUAAGCCUAUUAAUAAAAAUAUUCCUGUAUGAUUAGUUUUUAACACAAUUUUUAAAAUAAAGUUUACAGACAUGGUACAAA